Tripterygium wilfordii is the source of this 3172-nucleotide messenger RNA. Its product is annotated as CAAX prenyl protease 2-like. The record is from RefSeq and is a predicted model, not a curated record. The transcript has 12 exons. NCBI's taxonomy places the organism in Eukaryota, Viridiplantae, Streptophyta, Magnoliopsida, Celastrales, Celastraceae. Bases 180 to 1133 code for a protein of 317 amino acids. Gene Ontology annotation, cellular component: endoplasmic reticulum membrane. Gene Ontology annotation, molecular function: metalloendopeptidase activity. Gene Ontology annotation, biological process: CAAX-box protein processing.
GAAAGGAAAGGCAUAAUCAAAGCCCUAUCAAAGAAGAAUCGGACAUACCUUGUAGUCCUUCGCAAGUCAACUUGAACGCUUGGUACUUUUAUUCACCCAAAAAACCAAAUAUUGAAUCACGAAGCCCCGAACCCGCGCCACUCUCAAUCUCCCUAGGGCGCCAGAUUGAGAAGCUGAAAAUGGAGCCAGAAGAAGCGGGUCUCUCGAAACUGGCUGCAGUGAUGGCCUGCACGGCCUUGGCAUUCUUUUAUGUUGCAAUUCUCUAUGCUCCAACAGUAAUCCUUCGGCUCCCUCCCCCUAUUUCUUACAAGGAGUUCAUGAUUCGACGGUUCAUAUGCGCUGUCGUUUCUUCAAUCGUUUCUGUUGUGGCUUGCGGUCUCAUUCUCCCGAUAAGAAGCAGAGAGGCAUCUGUUUUGUUUGGUGUUUUUGGCAUUCGAGUGGACCAUAUCGUGAGUAUUAAGUGGCAAGCUGUGGUCUUUCCUCUUUCCUUGACUUCAUUAAUGUACGCUGGAUCUUUGAUGCUAAAGUCUAUGUUGUUGCUAAAUUCAAUGAAAGAGCAUGCAGCUCAUGGUGGAGGGAUUUCUUUAGACUGUAUCAAAAAUGCUUUCCGAGACGUCAUUGGCUGGAUAGAUUUCGUUGCUCACGAUGUUUCGGCUUGGCGUAAUUAUGUCGUGGCGCCGGUAACGGAGGAGUUGGUGUUUAGAGCAUGUAUGAUACCUUUACUUCUCUGUCGAGGUUUCAGAAUCUCCAGUGUCAUUUUUCUCUGUCCUACUUUCUUCAGCUUGGCACAUUUAAACCAUUGGAUGAAGAUUUAUAGUCGAGAAAAUUACAGCUUCUUCAAAGCCUCCAUGGUUACAGGGCUCCAGCUUGCCUACACUGUGGUCUUCGGUUCAUAUGCUUCCUUUCUCUUCAUUCGUACAGGACAUAUUUUUUCUCCAUUAGUUGCUCAUAUAUUUUGCAAUUUGAUGGGAUUGCCUGUGCUGUUUGCACAGAAGAAAGGGAUAGUGAGUGUGGCAUUUGUGGCUGGACUGGUAGCUUUCGCGUGCCUUAUUUUUCCAGUCACAGAGCCUGGUUUGUAUAAUGAUAGAACAAGCGAUUGCCCGUGUUGGCAGGGAUAUUGCUCCUGGAGUUGAAUUUUGUGAAACCCUGGGAGAAAUAUGCUUGUUCACUUUGCCAAGUACUAAUGGAAUUGAAUACGAAAUCAUUGUUAUAUUAAUUUGCUUUUAAAUACAAAUAUUUGAUGUAGAGUAUGUUCAUCAAGGAAUUUCAUUGCAUAUAUGUUAAUCAUUAAAUCUUCAAGGGACGAGCGUUUGAGCAGGAGACAAUUAGUGAAAAAUGAUCCCCGGAUUGCCCCGGCAAAAUGGAUUGACGCUGAAAAAAGUGGUCAAGCGAGUUGCGUUUGGAAUGAAAGCUGCUCCUUACAGUUUUAACUUUCAACUUCUAAAUCACCACAUGUGUACUGUUGGGCCAUUUUUUAUUCGAACGCGGUACAUUUAGCAGUGCAAACACACUGGUGGUAUAGUGGUGAGUAGAAUACUCACCCGGUGACCCGCAUUCCAUCCAUGGAGUUUAGGUUUUGUUUCAUCAUCCUAUUAAAACGGGGCGUUUUCCCUAUUAAACUUCGCGCUCUCAUCAUUCCUUUGUUUUUCAGUCAACUACCAAAAGCGAAAACGAAAACGAAAACGAAAAUCCUUCAGAUGGUUUCGCGGCGAGAACCUGAGAUCGAAUAGAAUUUUAAAUUUCUUUGCCGCCCAUUCGAUUUAAAUCCCCAAAAAAAAAAAAAUUGUGUUCGAUUUCCUCUGUCGAGUGGAUCCCUAAUCACUACUGAUCUGUUGAUUGAUCCGCUUUUUUUACCGGCUUUCUCAUCAUCCGAACAAAGUUACAAGCGAAUCUGCGAAUCUCAGUAUCUCGCUGAUGCUCAAAUCUUGACGAAUUUUAACGGAUCUCAGCAAUCGAAGUCACAAGCGCCUCUUCAGAUUUCACUGAUACUCAAACCUUGAGAAAUUUGAAUGGAUCUCAGUAAUCGAAGUUAGUGCUUAUUUCUAUCUCGUUCUAGCUGGUUUUCUCAUCCAAACAAAGGGCUCAAGCGUCUCUGCAGAUUUUGCUGAUGCUCAAAUCUUGAGGAAUUUGAAUGGAUCUCAGUAAUCGGUGGAUUAUGGAUAGGAGAUAACCAAAGAUACUGAACAGGCUUGAUCCACAUAUUUCUCGUUUGCUCAGCUUUCCCAUUGACAUUGUGGAUUUCAUCAGCUCUCGUGAACAGAAUGUUCCCACUUAUUACAAAGGACUAGACGACCGAAAGUUGUGAAGAUAGAAGAAAAAGGAAGCAGAAGAAUAAAGGGACAUACUCAGAGCAUAGAUAGACAGAAAACUCAGGGAGAAGCAAUAGAAAAGAAAUGGUGGUGAAUCCAAUGAGAAUACAUCCAGAAUGAACAGAUAUUCCCUCAAAAUGAGGUGAGCUUCUCUUCCUGUUCUCAUACAAAAUAGCGAAGUAGUAUUUUUCUAAUACCAUGUACUGUUACUCUGUUAGAAACAGAACAAACCACAACCAACAAAUCCCCAAAGUAGACUCAGACAAGUACCCAUGUAGAUGAACUUGUCCACAUUAGUGAAAGAAAGAACUGCUGAAGAACAAGUUGGGAGAGAGAGAGAAGGGAGGGAGAGAGAGGGGUGGGGGCCUCUAUCUUUCUCUGUAUCUUUCCAGAAAAGAUCACCUUUAGAAGAUGGUUGGUUAAAGAGCUUUGGCCGAGGAAGCUAUCUGGUCUGCAACAACUACUAGCAGUAAUGUUAAAAAAACAGAACUCUUUGUGGUGAAGUGAGGGACAAAGUGAACAAUGCGACCGAAAAUUUAUAGAGCAAAAGCUGGAGAUGAGAAUUGUAGAGAGAGAAAGAAACAAGACUUACGAUGUGGAGGGGGACAUGCUUCUCUCUCCUGACACAACAAUCAUGCAUGUGUAAGCAUGGAAGGCGGCCGGCUAGAGGCUGAGGAUUUAAUGUUUUUGAUGAUGACCAAGGAUAUGGCAUCAUGUGAAUGAUUAUAACGGGGGCAUUUUGGUCAUGUAACUUUGGGGCAUUAUUGGUAUUAGAGGGGCCAACAUUGUGAUUUUUGGCUUUAGGGGGCUUGCAAAAUGAUGGUGGGCUAGGCCGUCCCCAAGAUUCGCAAUGAUGGUUCGAA